AAGCCGGAGGCGCGUGUCGCCUGCCAGGUGACGAUGGCAGCGCUCUUCGCGGCUCUGCUCGUCACGGCCAUCGCUUUCGCAGUGCAGGCCUUUCAGCCUCGUCCCCAGCCCUGCUUUCGGUGUCCGUUCGACUGGAUCGGGUACAGAGGAAAAUGCUACUAUUUUUCGGAGGCUGAGGGGAACUGGACGUCCAGCCAGGACAACUGCUCGGCACUUGGUGCUUCCUUGGCCAUGCUGGACAGCGUGGAGGACUUGAGCUUCGUGAUGAGGUACAAAGGCGUCUCGGAGCAUUGGAUCGGCCUUUCACGGGAAGAUGAGGAGCAACCGUGGAAAUGGGUGAACCGCUAACGUUUAUCUCACCCGUUUCAGAUCGGCGGCGGGGGCCUCUGCGCCUGCCUCGGCGACGACGGGCUCGGCUCCUCCCGCUGCAGCGCCGCGAGGCGCUGGGUUUGCAACAAGCCCGAGCCGCAGAGCCCCAGCGAGGGCAACAGGACGCGACGGGCUCCAAACCUUUGCGCCGGCUCCUGA
Molecule: messenger RNA, 528 nt
Organism: Leptosomus discolor (cuckoo roller)
Lineage: Eukaryota; Metazoa; Chordata; Aves; Leptosomiformes; Leptosomidae
Source: RefSeq, a predicted model, not a curated record